Molecule: messenger RNA, 6304 nt
Organism: Rhopilema esculentum
Lineage: Eukaryota; Metazoa; Cnidaria; Scyphozoa; Rhizostomeae; Rhizostomatidae
Source: RefSeq, a predicted model, not a curated record
UUUUUGCGUUGUUUGUGGUCCUCGUGGCAAAAGCCUGUAAAAGAUCUUUUAGGGCCUUGUAUCAAACAAGAAGCUUAUACAUUUAGAGAAUAGUAUAUUUUUAAAAAGGCUGUUCAUUAAACAUGUCAAUAGGCCCUAAAAUAGAGUAUUCACUAAUUGCUUGAAACUCUAAAUGCCUAGCCUGAGAUCAGGAUUCGAACUCGGAGCCAGGCCUUUAGCCUUAUGCCCGUUUUUGCCUUUAACCUUUGACUUAUGGCUUUUCUUUAGCUUUUAGUCUUUAGAUUUUAGCCUUUAGUCUUUAGUCUUUAGUCUUUAGUCUUUAGUCUUUAGUCUUUAGUCUUUAGUCUUUAGUCUUUAGUCUUCAAUCUUUAGCCUUUAGCCUUUACUCUUUAGCCUUUAGCCUUUAAUCUUUAGCCUUUAGCCUUUACUCCUUAGCCUUUAUUGGUGAGGGAAUGCCUUUUUGCAAUGGAAUAAAGAAGAUCAUUCUCUUUUGUAAGUUAGUAACAGCAGUGGUUAGAACAGCAGUUAUUUAUAUCUAGCAUAGUCUUUGGCAAUAAAAGUUUAGUUAUAUUGUCUAAUUUAACUUGUUGUUGUAUUUACAUUUGCUUGCAGUGUUGUGAUGUUGAAAAAGUGGAGUUGCCAUCGUUUUAGACAUUGGUCCACAAUAGCCAAAAAAAUAUUUAUGAAAACUUAUUUUUCUGCUUUCAUGUUAAGGUCACAUAUCUUGAUGUGAGGUUUUCUAUACUAAAAAUAAAGAAAAUAUUAAAACAAAUUUCGGUACUGUGCAAUGUUUCGUUUUAUUUCUAUUCAAUGUCUCUCUUCCAUUUAGCCAACUAUGUAUCACUAUCAAAUACACACGUUUUUAUAAGAAUACUUAAUUUUUUGCUGAGUCUCAAGAUUCAUUAAAAAUUGUGAUUCUGUGCUUAAAAUCAUCCCUAAAUCAUAUUUAAGAAAAAAGGUCAAAUCUUUGCUACUUACUUUCGUCGUUACAAAAACAAUGUAGGAGGUAAAACAUGCAGCACAAUACAAGCUUUUCAAUUUUAUCAAUUUUCGAGCCUCAAUAUUCGUACAAAAUUAACUCUUAAAAACAGUGUGUAUAAGGAGUGAAGUAUUUGAAAUGAAAAACAACUAUAUUCAGCUGCUUGAAAAUCAACCUUAAGUGAAAUAUCACCCUGAUAUAUUAAGUUGGUCAAAAGCCUAGCUAGCAAAGAAUGCGAUUCUGAAAAGUUUUCAAAGUAGAAGUGAGGGCAUUCAGCAUCAACUUCUGUUUUUAAAAAAAGGCAAGAGGGACCGAGAGGGACUACUAAAUACGAAUAAAUAUCCAAAAACUGUUAUAACUGAUAACAACAAUAAAAGAAAUUAUAAGCAAAGCAUUUCUCUCAAAAGAUACCAGAGGAAUAAAAAAGCUAUAUAAAUUUGCAAUCAUAACUACAUUUAACUUCAUGAUGAGCAAACUGACUAAACAGGGUGUAGCUUUGUGGCUACAUAAGGUAUUCUGGAAACAAGGGCAUGGUCCUCCCUAUGGCAGGAAAAACUUGUUUCACUUUAGUAUAUACAGCAGAAACAUAUUAUUUCAUAAAGGAGAGAUGUUUUGAAAGCAAUAAAAGAAGCAAAGUGUCUUCUCAAAAAAAGAGUUUUAAAGAUGAUAAACGGAGUUUUAUCAAGCUUUCGAAUCCAGAAUAAGUCUAGAAGCUAAGUUAAUAGUGCCUCUGUAGAUUACUCAAAAUAAUGAUUUUGUAGAAGUUAGCCCCUGCCAAUGCAUGUCUACGAUACAUGACAUUAUUUCCUUUUGCCAGAGGUAUCAUUAGGUUAUUUCUGCACUUCAUUUAAAGGCUGAAAGGAAGUCAUACUUAGACAGAAAAUGGAGCAACUCUUUCUUCUCUCGAUCUUAUUACUUCUAUUUUAACUUGUCUGCAGUCACAAAAUUGUAUUGAAAAGGAAUACUGAUAUAUGCUCAGAAUAUUAGAAACGUGGCAUUCUAAUGCUGUUAAAACUCAAGCCUCUUGCUAGAUUGGUAAUAAGUGUUAUCAAGGCUUCUCUCAUUUAAUUUUCUAAUUGAUUACAACGUUGUUCAUCCCUUUCGUAGAAUAGGUAAGAUUAUCCCCAAUUCUCGGAUUCGAGCAAUUUGUAUCUUCAUAUUUGGCAAAAAUGGAUAACAGAAUUGGAACCUUCAUGUUGGUAGUCUGUGCCAAAAAAAUCAAAUUGUUUGGGCCGUCAGGCUGCGAAUUACCCCAUUUUCAAAUUUAGGUUUCUCUAUACAUUUCAAUGGAAUUUGUUGCUGGAAUUAAAAUUUUUUACUAUAAUCAUUUAUAUAUAAAUUUAUUUUGUACCGCACGCAUUUUGGUAUAUUGAUUAAAAACAGGUCUGCAAACAUAACAAGCUUUUGAUGAUCCCUUUGAGCAAGUACGUCCAGAUCCCUCCGCCAGGCACUGCACUGCCACUGCCUUCCAAGUAAUCCUAAUCUGCAGGUGCUGAGCCAUGCCUUUCGUCAUGAACUUGCGACAUUCCUGUGCCACUUACAAACAACGGCAAGCGAAUAAAUGCGGCCUAGACAUUGCUUAAUGCUGACUCAAAGUAGAUAAAGUAAAUAUUUUUCCAAAGAUGUUUACGAUAGGGAUUAGAGUGCAUGUUCAUUGCAAAAGAGGUCGAACUGAAAGAAAAUAAAGCGGAAAUUUGGCUGCCUGUCCACUGAAAAGCGAUCGUAAAUGAAGUACUUUUCGUUGUAACAGUGUCAGAUUUCAUCGUUCUUAAACUCAAUGGAAAAGUAAGGAGGCAUUUGUUGACUGCAGUAUAACUUGAGGAACUCGCCAUACUCCAUGAUACAAAGAGACAGUCAACUGUAAUAAGCAGAGAGCUGAUUGAGCUUCUUUGCAUCUCAAAGGAGGACUUCAUGGACAUUUUCAUGGCAUCAGGAGGUGUUAAAAACAUCAACGACCCAGAUCAUGCAGAAUUUAUCUCAAGCCUCGAAUUUCUUAAAGGAUGGCCAACCGAAGAGCUACCGAAAAAUCCAAAGAAAUGUUUGUUUAACUUUUUCAGGAGAGGUGCCGUGUUAGUCCGUGACAGCAAUUACUCAGACUGGAUAUAUGUUGUGAAAUCAGGAAGCUGCCAAGUCUUGAAAAAGCUGAAAAAAGUGAAAUCCCAAAUAGACCAGAAUACAAAGUUUACAGACAUAGGGAGCAGUUCUGAAUUAUCACUCGAGAGGCUACAUGACCUUGCUGUUGACAUGGCUCGCAAGAAACGGCAUAAUAUUCUGGACCGUCAUGCAACAGCUAUUCAGGCAGUGGCCUCCGCUCAAAGCAACAGUUUUCUAUUGGAAACAGAGAACUUGACCACCAACAAACCUCGCAACAUAACCAACUCAGCUAGCUACAGUAAAAAAUCAAAUCUCAAAUUUGCGGACGAAGACACUGACUCGAAUGAUGUUAAUCGAAGAUUCACUUCAAUCGACAGUUUCAGAUUGUCCGGACCUCUACGGAGGAGACCAAGUGAUCAAAAAUUAGUUCAACUGAAAAAUAAUAAAGACGAUAUAGAAAUUAAUGAUAGAUUUAGUAAUGAUAUUGGGAGAAGAAAGAAAACUGCAUCUGUAGACAUUCCUGACGGAGAGGUUUCUCUUCCUGCAGCAAAUGGUGCACUUUCCAUAAGCUCAAAACGACACAAAGGCAGUAAUUUUUAUAUGCAGACACCAUCGCCUUCGAAAAACAAAAGGAAUCUGGAAUCACCCCAGCAGAAACUUGCUAUUAUCGACGAAGCGGCAAAGAAACACGAGGAGACCGCCCAACUGACCGAAGCAGACAUGGACCCAUGCUUCGUGCAAGUUGCCGUCCUACAAAAAGGAGAUGUCUUCGGCUUGCAUUCGAUAUUCUGCGACAGCCAACCAAGUCUCAGUUUGGUAAGCAACGGUGCAGAGUGCAUAAUGGUUUCGAAGAAAUUCUACCUGGAACAUUGCACAGAAUCUUUGAAAGGAAAGCUGCGGAAAUGGGUAUCACCUUACCCUGAUGACACCGAGCUCCAGAGCAGUUUGCAAGAAAAAGUCAACUGGGACCAGUAUAGAGCCGCUACAUUUAAUGACGCUCUGCGAAACACUAGAACUCUUCGCCGUAUACGUGAUGCGACGGUUCUAUAGUGCAAUUUUAUGAUGUUAUGUUAGGGUAGGGGGGUUGGAGGGGGGACUAGUUUUGUAUUUUCAAGAAAGAGAUGCACGUGCAGGUAUACAGAUGCAUACUUAGGUAUGCCGAUACAUACGCAGGUAUGCAGAUGCACAUGCAUUUAUACAUAAUGAUAUGAUGAUGCAUGCUGCUCAUACAUCAAAGGUACAUUCAUAUUUCAUACCAUGAAACUGGAAUAAAAUAUUCUUCUUAUAUUUGCCAAAAUAAUUGCUUUAGCUGAGACUCAAAAAUUUUCAAUUGCUCGGAUCUGGGAUGGUAUUUACGAAAAUAUUGAGGCCUAUUUGAGACCUCGGUUUGGCGAUAUUUCUUUAAGUCGUUUAAGUACCUCACUAGCAGGGUUUGUUUUUUGCCCCUUUUCUAAUUUGGUAGCAAGUUGCGUGGGCACUUACCUUACGUUUCUUGCAAUAAGCUAAAAGUUGCGUCCAAAAAGCAAUUUCAAAUCAUAAUUGCAAGUUUAAAACAAUGAUAAAGAUUCACGUAAAUUUUCUUUAAUAUAUAGAGAGAAUAUAUUAUCCGAUUGAUGUCUUUAUAGAUUCCAUAGCAAACUGCUUGUGAAUAUUUGUUAUAUAAAAAAGAUUGAUGAAAUGAAUCGUAUAUAAGAAAAUUUGUCAUUUUCUAACAAUCAAUUCAAUAAAGUCACUGUCUUCUUCUCGUAACUCUUGGUAGCUUUGCAUUGCCUAAUGUCGUCUGAGAGUCAUUAAUUGAAGGGUCAACUCUCGUCUGAUUGUUUUUAAGACAUUUGUUGGGUUGUGCCCCUCCAUAGUUUGCUUAAGUCAGCUUGGAAUGCUAAUUGAUGUCGCGAUAUGCAGUUCUCUAUGUUUGUGUUCCACCCUUUGCACGCCUUAACAUGUUUCUGUAGUCUACGUCUACGACCCUGGUGAAAACUGGAGGGGGUCGACCCAUCUUCAUGCAACGAAAAAGGUUGGCUAGCAAUGAAUUUUGUGUUUCUUUUUCUUGCUUUUGAAGGUUUUUCUUUUUAAUCUUUGCAGUAUGCUAUCUGCUGACUUCACGUUUUGCUGACUUUAUGCACCUACAUCCCAUAGCUUUCCCCCCUUCUCCAAUUCAAUGUUGAUUUUGAUUUUCAAUGCAUGAUUUCGAAGCAAAAAUGAUAGAACUACAAAUCCAGCAUUGCUUCGAGGGAACAGGGGGGGGGGGGAUUCCGAUUUACAGGGGCAAGGUAAAGUAGAAAAUUACAAAAAUUGCAUUAUGUCUCAACAUUAUUGUCCGGGAUUGUAGACUCUUUCAUUUUUUUCCUCUCUUCAAAUUUUGAAAUAUUGUCUAUAAAAAUUGAAAAGGGUAGGAAUUUUUUUGAAAUGACUUGCAUUUUCAAGAGAUGCUUAACCGCCAUUUUGCUUAUAAUUAUUUUGAACGAAAAUCGCAAUAGAAGGUACAUUGAAAUAAAGAAGAAUUCGUUAAAAAAAGUUGCAUUAUUCCUUCGCAUAGCUCAAAAUAGUUUGCUUCUUUGAUUAUAGAAUUAUUUAAGCCUUGAUUUCCAAAUGUUUUAAAUAAGUGAGUAGACAUGCUAAACAAACGAAGUUUAUUUUCUGCAAUUUUUCUUAUUCAAAAUGUUUUGUACAUAGUGACAUUUUACGAAUCACUCGCUCCUACAUUUUGAUAAUCUAGAUGCAAAAAUACCACCAAUACACGUUUUUUUUAAAAGAAAGUUUUUUUCAGGGCAGCCCUCAGAUUUUCUUAGCUAUUUCCAGGGGCGGACUGGCUCCAAAUUUAGGGCCCGGGCAAUUCGUCGAGAAAGGGCCCCGAAAUUCAAAGUGAGUUUACGGGUAUCAUCGAAGUCUUUUGUGGCAACAUUUUUAAGGCUUGCUUAAGAGGCUAUUGGAAUAUUGCUAUUAGUUCUCAUUAGUUACCACUAUAUAAGUUAAGAAACUCCAGAUUCAACACAGCGGAGCCACAUUAAUAAUUAUAUGGAUUUAAUACCGUAUCAUACAGACGUAGCCAAAUACGAAAGUCAGUUCUAAACGAAAUAAAAUACUCAACAACUUUUCAUUGUUCAAUUGUACUUGUGGUAUUUGCAAGGAAUACAUUUGCAACAUCGGUUAUACUUGAUUUAUUCUUAGCGUUGGUAAUUUAAAUUGGGGGCUCUAUAACCCUUUAAUUGGGUGCGCGUCAUUUUCACUGUA